CCAUUUGCGAGCCCUUCAAAAAGGGGUCGGCCAUGGAAACCGUUGGUUCAUGUUCUUCAUUUGUCUCUCUGUGUUUAGAAGUUUGUUUGAAACCCUAAUUUCUCUCCCAAAUUUUGUGGGGAACCAAACAAUCUUCCACCACAGCCACCCAUUCUUCGCUCACGAUUUCUCCCUUUUUUACAAUCUCCAUUUCCGCAUUGAUUCCUCCUCUCUCUCUCUGUUUGCCUUCCCUCCAUUCCCCUCUACACCACUCAUUUUUCUUCCUCUUCUCCUCUGUUACGGUUUAAUCUCCUCUUGCCGUGGCCCGCCGACCGAGAUCUCAUCCACACACGUUCAUUAACUAAUGGAUCCGACGGAACUAAAGCGAGUGUUCCAGAUGUUCGAUCGCAACGGCGACGGACGGAUCACUCAGAAGGAAUUAAGCGAUUCGUUGGAGAAUUUGGGGAUUUUCAUCCCUGAUAAAGAUCUGACUCACAUGAUCGAGAAAAUCGACGUCAAUGGCGACGGAUGCGUAGAUAUCGACGAGUUCGGUGAACUGUACCAGUCGAUUAUGGACGAGAAAGACGAGGAAGAGGACAUGAGAGAAGCCUUCAACGUCUUCGACCAGAACGGCGACGGAUUCAUCACCGUCGACGAAUUGAGGUCAGUUCUUGCUUCCUUGGGGCUUAAGCAAGGGAGAACUGUAGAGGAUUGCAAGAAAAUGAUCAUGAAGGUGGAUGUGGACGGAGAUGGAAUGGUGAAUUACAAGGAGUUUAAGCAAAUGAUGAAGGGAGGUGGAUUUAGUGCCUUAGGUUCAUGAUAUCUUUCUCACUUGAUCACACACGUUNAA
This is a messenger RNA of Cucurbita pepo subsp. pepo (vegetable marrow), 829 nucleotides long. RefSeq names its product Calcium-binding EF-hand family protein. The record is from RefSeq and is a predicted model, not a curated record. Gene Ontology annotation, molecular function: calcium ion binding. NCBI's taxonomy places the organism in Eukaryota, Viridiplantae, Streptophyta, Magnoliopsida, Cucurbitales, Cucurbitaceae.